Messenger RNA from Chaetomium fimeti, 1206 nucleotides. Its product is annotated as ATP11 protein-domain-containing protein. Gene Ontology annotation, biological process: mitochondrial proton-transporting ATP synthase complex assembly. Lineage: Eukaryota; Fungi; Ascomycota; Sordariomycetes; Sordariales; Chaetomiaceae. Bases 223 to 1206 code for a protein of 327 amino acids. The record is from RefSeq and is a predicted model, not a curated record. The transcript has a single exon. Gene Ontology annotation, cellular component: mitochondrion.
CUCGCCGUUGCGGUGUUGCUGCUGAAUUGUCCGGGUUCCCCGCAUACCGGGAGCUCUGGACAUACAUACAGGUACGCAACCAGUGGCAACUCCAAGGGGUUGAGGUCCCGAAAGAUGGGUUAGGGUUAUGCAACUGCUCUUAUCGUUUUUUCUUAUCCAACUUUCCGUCCUCUAAACUGUUCAACAACCCGCAAACCACCACCACUAGCUCUCAGGAACACAAUGGCGACCGCCCGAGUACCGGUGCUACGGCACCUCCUCAGCUGCCAAACACGGACCCUGCGCGCCUCGAACCAGCGGCGCUGGGCCCAAGUCCACGACGUGCGCUUCCUCACAACGACUCAACAGCCGCGCAACAUCCUCGAAAAGUACCGCGACAAGCUCGACCGCAAGGCCCGCGAGGAGGGCCAUACCGACAUUGACUCCCUCAAGGCCGCCUACGCCGACAAGAUCCACACCCUGCGCAAGGAAUCCGACACCAUCCUCACCGCAACCCCCGAACAACCACCACCACCACCCCCAUCCAGCCCAACAGGCCCAACCCCAAACCCUACCCCGCGCCCCCCAACCGGCAGCACCGGCAUCAAACCCCUCUCCGCCAUCCUCGACCUCCCCAAAGCCUCCGCCCUCCCCACCGCCGAACUAACCGCCAUCUGGCGCCUCCGGCACGCCGCCCAGCCCAACUCCCUCUGCGCCACCAUCCCGACCCCCACAUUCAGCACCAUGGACUCGCUCGCGCGCACGAACCCACAGUUCGUGCUCCCCGUGCCCCACCCCUCGCAGGGCGCGGAACUGCAUUUCCUGCAAUGGACGUGGGAUGCCGCGACGCGCAGUGCGACGGUGCUGUUUACCCAGCUGGCGGAGUAUAAGGCGAGGGGGGAGUUUGCGGCGCCGCAUACGACGGUGACGCAUUAUUUGGAUUUAAUGGGGCGUGGUGGUGGUGGUGAUGGUGGUGGUGGGGAGGGGGGGUUGGAGGGGGUGGUGCUGAUGCAGGGGACGGUGAUGGAGGAUCGCGGGGUGAAGGUGGAUGAUGCGAGGUGGUUGGUUAUGUGCUUGCAAAGGUUUUAUGGGGGGUGGGAUGGGGUUGGCGGGGAGGCGGGGAAGGUAAGGGCGGAGGAGAGGAGGCGGUUGUUGGAGUGGUUUGGGAGGGGGGAUGGGAGGUUUAGUGUGGAGCGGUUGUUGGAGGAGGCGGAGAGGAUGGGUUGA